CCCAGAGGCAGAACCAAAGGAUGAAGAUGAAGAGGGGGCACAGACUGGUCAUCCCAGAAAUCCGGCCCAUGUUGCCCCGUGUCCUGGGGGACCCAUGUUGCACCAUUUUCUGGGGGACCCUCUGAGGGAAGAGCCCAAUGAGGCAACCUUGGUGCCAGGACCACUUCCAGGACCUCACAUCAACAAUGGUAUUCUGGGAGAAGAGCUCAACGAGGCAACCUCAGUGCCAGGAUCCCUUUCAGGACCUCUCAUUUCCACUGAUAUUCUGGAGGAAACGCUCAAAGAGGAAACCUCGAUGCCAGGAUCCCUUCUAGGACCUCACAUCACCAAUGACAUUCUGGGGGAAGAGGUCAAUGAGGAAACCUCAGUGCCAGGUCCUUCCAUCCCCACUGGCACUCCAAAGGAAGAAGCUUUUGUGUCAGAGCCCUUACCAGAGCCUUCCAUUGCUGACAAUGAUCUUGAGCAAGAAGUAGAAACCCUCACAGGAUUACAGAAUGACUAUGUCCAGCGGCAAAUGAGGGUUCGCCGCAUUUCCCAGCAGUUCCCUCGUUCUCUCUGGGCCAUCAACCUGCAAAUCGUACACACAUGGACAAGGCUCAUCCGCAGUGAAGUUCGGCUGCAGCGGUGGGGAAGGGAAGGUGACCAAGCUCUGAUGCCUGUAAUUCAAAUAGCUUCUCAUGAUGAUCCUGCAGGCCCUGCUGCAUGUCUCCGCCCCCCUGGGUCCGGUUCAUCAUUAUCUUCUGCCUCGCUGGAAGUUGGCUCCAUCCCACCCUCCACCUCUACAUCUUCUUUCCUCCUGCAUCCCUCUCCCCCUCCUCCUCCUUCCCCACCUUCUCUAGAGCCGGACCUCAGCAAUGUAAAAGAAACUGCAGAGUUUGAUGGAUUUGCAGUUCCAUCAGUUGAAUGACCUUAAGUUUCACAGAGGCAGCACCCCUUUUCCAUCCUCGUUGUUUUACAAUCUAAAACACUUAUAGUCUAAAAACAGAGAUGGGCAAGCAAUAGAGGAAGGAGAGGGAAGUUGAGGUGGGACAAGCGGGGGAACGAUGUGUAUGUAUUUCAGCUGCACCUCCGUAGGAUCAGGGAGACACAGGUUGGAAUUCUCAUCCAGCCAUGAACCUCGCUGGGUGACUUUGGGCUAGUCACUUGUCCCGUAGUCUAACUUAACUCUUAGGGUUGUUAGGAGGAAAAAAUAACCAUGUAUACCUCCCUGAGCUGCUUGAGGAAGAGCAGAAUGUGAAUACUAAAUUCAUGAAUGCUGAUAAUAUGAAUGCUAAUAUCAGCCCUUUUGAAUUCAAGCUGGGCUGAAACAGGAAACCAAGGAGGAUGACAUACAAUUGUGCUUAUCACAAUCCUCCUUAUAGCAUCGUCAAUGUACAUGGGCAAAAGUUCCCAGCCACCAGGAGCAUACAGUCUAAAAGUCUGGCUUUGGAGAGAGAAGUGAGGAAGAGGAGGAAAGCAUAAGGGGCAUUCAGUUCAAGCUGAUGGAGCUGCCUCUGCUGAGGCAUUAAGCCAAAAGCUGCACAGAGGAGGUGGGUUGCAUUGGAAGUAUAGGAGAGAGAUGUGGGCCCACAUGAGUGGCGGUUCCAGACCCAAGGGUCAGCGAGGGAGAAGAAAAAGAGUAGUUCUAGAGAGCAGGAGACCUCCAGGUGGUUGAAGACAGAAGCUGGAGCAGCAAAAGCCAACCUGACGGGGUGCAAGUUGGGGGAGGGGAGAGGAUCAGUGCAGAGGGACAGGGUGGGGCAUAGCCAUGGUGGGUUUUCAAGGUAGAGAUGAGAAGUCUGUUCUGGGCAUGGAAAGGGACUAGAAGUCAGUGCAGGGACUGGUAUUGUGGAGGACAGGCUCCUUGACCCUGUUUGUUUUCUUUCCUUCAAGGCCAAAGAGACCUCCGCAGCUGCCAGGAAUGUGUGCAAAACCUCAAGGCACUGAGGGGACAGCUCCGGUAGAGAUGUGCACGGUCCGGACCAGUCCGGACCGGCACCGAAG
This is a messenger RNA of Hemicordylus capensis (graceful crag lizard), 1983 nucleotides long. RefSeq lists its product as uncharacterized. The record is from RefSeq and is a predicted model, not a curated record. NCBI's taxonomy places the organism in Eukaryota, Metazoa, Chordata, Lepidosauria, Squamata, Cordylidae. The transcript is spliced from 6 exons. The coding region runs from base 95 to 907 and encodes 270 amino acids.